This is a messenger RNA of Anthonomus grandis grandis, 1617 nucleotides long. Its product is annotated as facilitated trehalose transporter Tret1-like. The record is from RefSeq and is a predicted model, not a curated record. Lineage: Eukaryota; Metazoa; Arthropoda; Insecta; Coleoptera; Curculionidae. Gene Ontology annotation, molecular function: transmembrane transporter activity. Gene Ontology annotation, cellular component: membrane. The coding region runs from base 179 to 1567 and encodes 462 amino acids. The transcript has 2 exons. Gene Ontology annotation, biological process: transmembrane transport.
GUAAUCUUUUUCAGCCAUUUAUUACAAUACCUUUUCGCUAUCCCAUAUAAAACAUAAAUAUUUCUUUAUUCUUAUAUAACUUAUGCAUAUUUUGCGUAUUAGUUAUAGGUGGUCUAGUAAUUAUUUACCUAGUAACUAGACUGUAUCUCUCACUUUUUCACAACAAAAUUUUUCGAAAAUGACUGACAAACAAAGAAAACCCAGUGAAAAGAAUAUUUUUAUUUAUUUUGCUGCAUUAACUGCUUCUCUAGCUUCCUUCGCCAUGGGCAUGUCCUUCGCUUGGGCAUCGCCGUUCAUUCCAAAAUUCCAAUCGGACGAUCCAGUAAUGAAUCCAAUUGGAAGACCAACUAGCCAACUAGAAUCCACUUGGAUAGUUUCCGCCUUUAAUGUGGGAAUGAUCUUUGGACCCUUGGUUACCAUGAUCGGACUAAGAUGCUUUACCAAAAAAACCAUGUUAAUAGUCGCCAUAACGUUUAAAACCACUUCAAACGUGAUGUGCCUUUUUGCCUCUGAAGUGUAUAUUUUCAUUAUCGCUCGCGUUUUAAUGGGCAUUGGAACUGGAUGCAUUUACAGCCUCUUAAAUCCGUUUAUUGGAGAAAUUUCCGAGGAUAGCAUUAGAGGCAGUUUGGGGCUACUGCCAGGUACCACCACGGUCUUAGGUAACUUAUUUACUUUCGUAGUGGGACCUUUAAUGUCUUUGAAAUGGUUUAGCUUGGUCAGCUUAAUACCCUUAUUGAUUUUUUAUGUAUGUUUUGGAUUAUUUGUGCCCGAUACACCGUAUGAUCUUGUGAUGCACCAGAAACCCCAGCAGGCCGCUAUAAGUUUAAGAAAAUUGAGACAGAGGGACGACGUGGAAACGGAAAUGCUUAAUAUCAUUUCAACGAUAGAAUCGCGUAUGUCUAAAAAAGUGUAUUUUACUGACGUUUUUCGGGAUUAUAAUAGCCGAAAAGCGCUUGCGCUUUGUAUUAGUUUAAUGGUCAUCCAGCAGCUGUCAGGGAUAACUGCUAUUUUAAGCUAUGCAGAAGUCAUUUUUAACCAAACUGCCCGAUUAAUUCCUUCAUCAUUGUCUGCUGCAACGUUAUCUUUGGGAGGUUUACUAGGUAAUUUAUGCAGCGUAUUCUUGGUAGACAGACUUGGAAGAAAAAUAUUAUUAACGGCAUCGAGCAUCUCGCUCUGCACCUGUCUUAUCUCGAUUGGAACAUAUUUCUAUCUCUAUGUUAAUCAACACGAUGUUUCUUCUAUUAACUGGCUGCCAACUAUCAGUCUUAUGUUAUUUAUGACGUCAUAUAACAUUGGUAUGUCGAACAUACCCUGGUUGUUCAUUGGAGAAGUAUUUCAUUCCAAGGUAAAACCCGUGGCAGCCACCAUGGUAACAUUGAGUAAUUGCGUUAGUGCAUUUAUAGUUUGUUUGUGUUUUCCUUAUAUGUUGGCUCACAUCGGUAUGGCUUAUACGUAUUGGGUUUUUGCCUGUGUGAUGCUCCUUGGGGUGCUUUAUAGCAGCCUCGUCCUACCAGAGACCAAAUGCAAGAGUUUUCAAGAGAUCCAGAAGAUGCUCGGCAGAUCUUAAUAUAGUGAAUUAUUCUGUCAAGUUAUGUAAAUAAAGAAUAUUAGAAAAUA